This is a messenger RNA of Myxocyprinus asiaticus (Chinese sucker), 4290 nucleotides long. RefSeq names its product M-phase phosphoprotein 9-like. NCBI's taxonomy places the organism in Eukaryota, Metazoa, Chordata, Actinopteri, Cypriniformes, Catostomidae. The coding region runs from base 42 to 3266 and encodes 1074 amino acids. The transcript is spliced from 22 exons. The record is from RefSeq and is a predicted model, not a curated record. Gene Ontology annotation, cellular component: centriole.
UUGAACGAGAGAUUGACAGAAGAAGAGAAAGCGCGCGGCUUAUGAGGGAAUGUCAAAAUGGGAGAAGAAGUGAAGAUACAAAGUAUCAACGCUCGCACGCGGUCACAGCACACUGCUGUUUAAGCAUGUCCACAGAUGACAGCAUUUCUGAGGACAUGUCCAGCUCUGUGGCUUUGAGCCAUGAUCAAAUCAGUGCUAGUGGCGGGAAGGAGAGUGAGGCGUCCAUCGCCUCCUCAGAGGACACCGUGUCGGGUCUCUCCGAAGAGGAGCGAUCCACCUUCCACCCCGUCCAGACCCUGAAGGGCUUCCUACAGGCGGCCGAAGGAGCAAAUCGACCCUCAACCACACCAGCAUGCAACAUUUCGAACAAAAUAAGGAAUCUGUGUCUUCGCGCUGAGGAGGAGUUCAGCUCAGAGAGAAACCUGCCCUUCAUCAACCUCAACUCCAUAGAGACCCUCAGAGCCCUGGUCCAGGAGAUUCAGAGCAGUGGAGAGGUGGAUCCUGAGAUCUGGAAGAACUGUGAGGGCCGGUGGCUACAUCUCUUUCAGUUGGUAGAAAAGCAAUACAAAGAUCAAAUUCUUGCUCAGCAGGAACAGUACCAGUGCCAAAAACAGCUAAUACAGGAUGAAAUUAAGGCGUUAGUGCAAAAACAUCAAAUCAGUGCACAGACACCAUCUCUGGACCUGCCCCUGCACCCGAGUAUGAACCCCAAGCUUCUAAAGGACCCGGUGACUGAGAAUACCUUUUCACCCUCUGCCCCGGGGCCCCUGUCACCCCCUCAGCUCACCAUUCAACCUCAGGAGAGCUCGGAGGAGGGAAUGGUUACUGUCUUUAGCAGCGGCUAUGGGACUCUUUCUACCUGGGAACAUGGAUUAGAACCAGGUUGGCCAAGUUCUGCAGAAGGGAGGGAUGAGGUGCUGUGGUCCCCAAAUCUGCAGCACAGCAGUCUUACACCAUCCCCUAUACCUGACACAAGCCCAUUGGACCAGAACCCACUGAGCGGAACGAUUUCAGCCAAUGACAUGCUCCAGAUGACUGUAGCAAGCACACCUAAUGCACCGUCUGAAAAACAAAGAGUAAUAAGUCAUCCUCUGACCUCCUGGGCCCAAAGGCAAAAACGCAGACAAAGAGCAGAACAGCACAAAACAGACCAUCACAUGUGGAGGAGAGAGAUGGGAACACAGGAGGAGCAGGAUCUCCUAAGGAGCACACUCAAAAUUCAGCUGAUUGCAGUGUCCAUGAAUCCUCUGCUACUAAAGAGAAGUGACAAUCUGGUGUCUGAAGCCUCAGGCCUCUCUUACUGGAAGCUGGAUGAGAGUGAGCUCUACCGCCCCCUACCUGACAAUUUUGAAAGUGGUUCCUUUGUCCUAAUGCAGACUCCAGAUGAGAACUGUCUCUCCCUGUCUCUGUGCGAGAUCUACCACAGCAAGCAGAGAGCAGAUCCCAAAGGCCACGAGUGGGACUCUUUAAUCAACUCCUCCACCUCCUCCCCUCAGGUUUUGACACUGGACUCCACAGUGCAUAUGAAACACUCCGAUCGCACCUCUGGCUUCAUGUCUCCGUCACAUUUCAGCAGUCCAUCUGCGCAGGCCCGUGCAUGUGUCAGAAGCAGCGGAGCUCCUGUCAGUCCGGACUCCAUGGGUCUGCGCAGCCACAGUGACACCAACUGCAUCUCCAAUGCCAGCAGUCUGUCUGCGCAGCAGGCACCUGACCGGACGCUUCGAACUAACCAGGCCAACAGCGAGGAUGAGGGCAGCCACACUGCCACAGUCACAGUGCAGCCCAGAGGGCCGUCCACUCACAAGAACAGAGGCAGGUUGGGGUCAGGCACUGGAAGACUGGAAAGAACGAGCUCGUUGGAAGAUCCAGUGGUUCUCUCACUGUUGAGACAGAACAUUAGGGAGAAGAACACUCGGCACACAGCAGAUCUCAGAGCGUACUAUGAGGCAGAGAUCGGUGAUUUAAAGGAGAAGCUGAACCUGGUGAAUUUACCUCUCGAGGUGGAGAAAAGCAACCAGAUCUUACUAGAGAGAUGUCAGCACCUGGAACGAGCAUUAACAGAGGCAAACGCAUGCAUCAGAAAGCUGGAGAUGGGAAACCAUCUCUUGGAGAGGCAGCUGGUGGAGUGGCCAGAACGUUACAAUGCAGCCAGUGCCAUGGUCCAGGCCUUACAGCAGCGGUUACAAGAGACCAAACACAGCAGCCGAGAGAAAGAUGCCACCGUGACUAAACUGAAGAACCGCCUGCGUCAACUGGAGGAGGCCGUCCAGAAUACCUGUAAAGAGGUGGAUGAGAAGGAGGCACGUAUGAAGAAAGAACUCAAGAUGCUGCAGGAUCUGUUGCACGAGUAUGAUUCACUGAGGAAGGAACAUAAAGGAUCUAAAGACAAGCUGAUCUCAACUGAAAAUAAGCUCUUUGAUGCCAAUGAACAAAUCUGUGAACUGAAAAGAUUGUUCCAUCACCCUGAUCUGCUGCUUUCACCGAGUAAAAGGGAGCGAAAUGUUGAAUGUAGCAUGAGGAACAGUGCUGAACAGACAUGCGGACCGUCCUCUGACCGUACAGCCAGAGGACGGGUGUCUCCUCCAGAGAGAGAGCAGAUUCAAGGUCACUCUGAGGAUCCGAGGAAGAGAGAUGUUCCCCUGACACCCAUGAUGAAGGCCCUGACUCAGAUGGAGGACACUAAAGCCACAGAGGGACGAACUCUUUCCAAGACCAAGUGCACUUCCUCCAGCGGAGGCCUACAGUGGCCUUUUGUGGAGAAUUCUGUGAGGGAGUCACUUCAGGAUUCGAGUGGAGCGAGGGCCACAGAUCAUCAUCUCUGCCACCCAGGACACAGAGACCACUUCCUUUCUCCACACCUACAAAGAGGGACACAUUAUUCAUGCCUUUCUCAGCCAAGUAGCAUUCAGUCCAGUGUGUGCUCGUCUGAGGCUCCAGAGAGCAGUGAGUCUGAAGAGCAUGGAGCUGCACACAGCUGGCAGGAACAGGAAAUCGCAGUCAGUUCGCUGCAGAUGGCAGACGCUGGUGAAGACCCGCCUCUCUCUUGUCAGCCACACAUUCGGUCAUUGGCUGAUGCUGAACACCUCUUUCAUGAGCUCACACAGGAAAAGCAGCAGAUUGAAGCAGCGCUGAGCAGGAUUCCAGGCUCCGGGGCCCGUGUCACAUUGCAGACCAGGUUAGACGAGGUGUCAUUGGAGAAUCGCCUAGAAAAGGUGAACCGUGACCUUGGAUUCAUCCGCAUGACUUUGAAACGGUUCAACAUCUAAUCAAUAAUGAUUAAUGAUCACAUUCAGUGGCUUUCUUAAUCCUGGACCAUAUGUAUUAUUAUUAUUAUUAUUAUAAUGGAAUAUACUAAAGCUCCACUGUACAGUUUCCAAUGUGUACAUUCAGUAAAUAUUUCUAUUUUUAUUUAUUAAUUAUUUUUUUUACUGUAGGAUCUAUUUUGUAUGUUUUAUCACAUGGUAAACAUGCUAUAAAGUAUAUUUUAAUAAUACCUGGAUUUGUAAAAACAUUUUACUUUUUUAAUGCCACAGAAAUAUGAAAAAUGUAUCCUUGACUCAUUCAGGUUAAUGAUGUAUAUAUUUGUAUUUUCUUUUAUUGCUGCUGAUCUAAAUGAAUGGUGGAAACUUAGUCCUGCAGGGCAGUUUAUUUGCUGUAUGUUUUUAUUCAUAUUUUCAUCCCACUCUGUCUUAAAUUAUUGAUUGAAAUGACAUUUAAAAUGUUUUUUUUUUUUUUUUUUUUUACACUGGUGCCAUCAUUUGUGGCAUGUCCAUUUAUUUGUUAUGUAACAACAUUGCCUGGUCCAUAUGCGUGCAGAGAAUGAUAAAAUGCAUCCGAUAAUAGAAUGAGGAGAGUUGAAUUGCCUUGUUGAAAUCAUCUCACACCAAGAAAAUGAACUCAAACUAGCAGACUGUUUACACAUUAAGUUCAAAGGUAGACCUCUGACAUUUUGAAUGCAACAUGCACAGGAUGUACUGCUCACUUUGAUGCAUGAAAUUUUAAAUAUGCUCUGCUUUUCCAUUUUUAGCUGUUGACAGUUCAUUUGUUUCCCUGUUGCUCACAGAAUCUAUUUACUGUUGCACUAAAAUGUUCCACAAUUAAAACUGCAUACUGAGUCAUGUGUUUGGCAAUUUAAUUCAGUGUUCUCUGUAUUGUUCAAGUCAUUAUUAUUUGAUGACAUUUGGACUGUUACAGACUCCUGCCUGUUUGCUUUAGUCAUUCAUUAUAAGUCUGAGUGUACAUUAAUCAGAACGGUGUAGAUUUUAAAAGAAGUUCACCCCACCCAAUAAA